ACGACAUAGUGCAGGGCACUUAUAAAACAGUUUCUAAACUAUAGCCUCUAAUACAGUCUCUCCUUCCUUCUGUCCUUACGCAAUGCUAGCCUUCACGUUACUCAUUUCGCUCAGCCUUGUUGUCUCCACUCAAGGCCAGACAUACACCGCGACUUACCUCCCAUCUGAUGCCCCGGACCACACUCAGGACGGGCAGUAUGGAACAAACCAGUGCGGCACUGAUUCUAGUCAGACGUCGUUAUGUCAAAACGCAUAUAUAAAUUCGGUAGACGACUUCUGCCUCUUCGCGCCGCCCUACUCAGGAUCCAACGCGACGAUUGGUGACACAGAGCGCAUUGAAGUCUCAUGGUGUCUCAAGGACGGCUAUGGCACGCGCGUCAUUCCUGACGGCAGCAUUAGCGGCGCGCACUUCGUGCAGACGCCAGACUACGUCCAGAUCACCGGUGUGGGCGACCUCACGCGCCUGAAUAUCCCCGCUGGGGAUACUGGUGGCGAGCUUGAUCCUCACGGUGCAGACGGCAAUGGCAAUCCUAUCGGAGGGCUUGUCUUCUCGAAUGCGUUCGGCGAGCUCGAGCAGCUGCACGAAUGGACGAACUUCAUGUCGGAUACUGAGUUCUGCUUUCGCGCCUGCAAGGCUGGUCCGGACGCAACUGCGUUCUGCCAGCAUAUCUACGACGUCAUGGGCUGUGCGUGGAACAUGCCUGCGAACUACGAUGCGGGGGUCUUUGAACGAUGCAUGGGCGAUUCUGGCGAGCCUAUGGGUGUAUACGGGACGUCGACGUUCAAGCAGGGUCAUCCCCCCACACCGACUCCUCAUCCAGAGCCGUCUUCAUCGCUCUGCACAACAUUGUCUACUGUAGGCAAUGGUCUACUCGUACGUAGCAUCCCGACAGCGUCGAGCAACAUGUCAGCAACCCCAACCCUGACAACAGCCUUCGGAUCCGCGGCCAUGUCUGCCACAGCGCGGCCGACCUCCAGCCCGACCGACAUGUCACAGAGCACUACACCUACAGGUAUCACAAGAAAUACUCACUCGGGCACUCGGCCCAGUGUUCGUGUCGCUGCUGGCUGGCACAUCCCCGCAGUUCUCGGCGCCCUCGUUCUCAGCGUGUUCUUGUGUUCUUGA
Molecule: messenger RNA, 1126 nt
Organism: Postia placenta MAD-698-R-SB12
Lineage: Eukaryota; Fungi; Basidiomycota; Agaricomycetes; Polyporales; Adustoporiaceae
Exons: 5
Coding region: 83-1126 (347 amino acids)
Source: RefSeq, a predicted model, not a curated record